AUGUGAAAGAGAAGUUUCCAAUGAAAAACUUCCCAAAGAAUGGAUCUGGUGUUGCAAAGAUUGUUCGAGGUUUUCAUGAAGACAUCAAGGCUAAAAUAAAAUCGUGGAUUCAAACUCAUCUAGCUGAAGGACAUUUCUUUUCAACAACCCUUGAUGAAUGGACUUCUACUGCAGGGCGACGUUUCUUGAACAUUAAUCUUCAUUAUUUUGAAAAUGGUGUUGAUAAAGAAAUCAAUUUGGGCAUGGUUCCAAUUUAUGGAAGUGCAACUGCUCUUAACAUCAAAAAACUAUUCGAAGCAAGAUUGAUGGAAUUUGGUUUGGAUCCAGAGAAACAUAUUGUUGGCACUUCUGGUGAUGGUGCGAGUGCUAUGGUAUAAUUUGGUUCUAUGAUCGCAUCAGAAUACGUCCAGUGCAGCGAUUAUGGAAUUCAUCUGGGUGUUACUAAAGUUCUUUAUCUAAAGAAACAGUCAGCAGAUACUCCAGUGAAUGACGACGACGAUGAUGUCUUUUUCGUUGAGUGUGGAAAUGAAGAUGAACCUGAUGAAGAUGUACAUGAUGCCGGUGAGGACACAGAAUCAGACGAUGAAGAGGAGGCCGACUCACUUCAAAUGGUUUUCGCUUAUCAAUCAACGAUCACCAAAUUGAGAAAAAUUGUGAGCCUUUUCCAUCGAUCAUCGGUCAAAAAUGAAAUUCUUCAAAAGUUCGUUAAGAGGAUGAACAACGGGAGAGAACUUAAGCUGAAGUUAGAUUCAAAGAAUCGUUGGGGAAGCCUUCAUGAUGCUUGCGAAAGGUUCUUGAAGUUACUUGGACCUGUGAAGGAAGCUCUGAACCACAGGGAGAUUGACAAAACCUACUUAUGGGCAGAUAGUGACUCAAAAAGAUUGGAGGAGCUGGUAGAAGUUCUGAGUCCAGCGAAGUUGGCAAUUCAAUUCUUGUCAAAGAAAUCAGUAAAUCUCAUCGAUUGCAACACAACUAUCAAGUUUCUCUUGGACAAUCUAGAAAUGCAUGAUCAUCAGCUCUCGCAGGACAUCUUCUUGGCUAUCAAAGAGAAAAUCAACAAACGCAGACAUAACGUUCUUCAAUCACUCAUCCUUUACUUGCACGACAUCAACAGCAUUAAUGGGCCGAAUCACUUUGCUUCAUCGACUGUUGCAGCUAUGAGCAAACUUGCUGUGAAAUUGAUGGAAAGACUCUUCAGUACUGAAAAUGGUGAUUGUGUGGAACAACCUAAACAGCAAGAAGAACCAUCAGCAUUAACAUCACAGCAGGUUCAAAGAAGUUUAGCUGAGAAACUGACACUUGCCUUGAUAGCUUCAAGAGAGGUCACCAACAAGCAGGCGGGCAAAGUUAUUGACUACAAAAAGGAGAUGCAGAUAUAUGCGAAGACAAAAUUACGCUCACCAACUCUGGAUAGACUUUUCGAGGGACUGAAUACAAUUCAAGCAACAUCAGUAGCUGCAGAACGUCGUUUUUUGGAAGCAAAUACUCUUGUGAGCAAAGUUCGCAAUGCUAUUUCUUUUCUUAAAUGUUAUUUCCGAAAUAAAUUAAUAAAGUAGAUUCCAACAUAAAUGUUGAGUCCUUUGUAUUGUUUUUUGAUUAAAAAUUUUCAGGUUUUAGAAAGAAAAAAAAUACUGGAAAGCUCAUUCCCGGUAACGGUAAUUCCCGGGAAUGAGCUUUUUCAUUCCCGAUAUUCCCGAAAUUGAAAUUCCCGGGAA
Molecule: messenger RNA, 1715 nt
Organism: Hydra vulgaris (swiftwater hydra)
Lineage: Eukaryota; Metazoa; Cnidaria; Hydrozoa; Anthoathecata; Hydridae
Biological process (GO): regulation of transcription by RNA polymerase II
Cellular component (GO): nucleus
Molecular function (GO): DNA binding
Source: RefSeq, a predicted model, not a curated record